UACAUAUACAUUUAUAUAUAUACAUAUAAAUAUUAUGGCAUCAAUAAUAUUAAGUCGUAUUCUUCAAAAAAGAUACUUAAUCAUACCAAAUACAUAUAGUCUUAGUGUUAUCUCUAAACACAAUGCUUGGUAUUCAACGAAGAAAUCUUUAACUAACGUUGAAUCCAAUGAAACCGACAACAAGGUACAGAUUGGUACAGCAGAAGUAGUCAAAGAAAACCUGAAAUCUGCUGGACAAUUAGGAAUCAUAAUAAGUGGCAUUGGAAUUACGGCUCUCAUAUUGUAUACUUUAUUUUCUGAAUUAUUCUCCAGUGAAAGUGUGGAUGCUAUCUAUAGCAAAGCUCGAAUACGUUGCAUGGAACAUCCAAAACUUAUAGACUUGCUUGGAGCUCCUAUAAAGGCUUACGGGGAUGAAACAAAUCGUAGACGCAGGAGACGUAUCAGUCAUAUGUAUUACAUUAAGGAUGGUAUCGAAUAUAUGAAACUGAAGUUUUAUUUAGAAGGAACAAGAAGACGUGGAACAGCAUUUGCAGAAGUAAAGAAAAGGAAGGCUCGCAGCAUAUUGUGGCGUGUUCUCGCCACGGAAACGGAACUGAAUGAGUUACGAAAUUCGAAGAACAAAUUCUUAUGUGACAUGUUACGUGGACGCUAAAAAUAUGCAUUAUCCUUGCAUUAUCAUUUACUCGUGCCGUCACGAGUUUAUGUGCGUUUAACAGUGUAUAUGUAGACGUUAUCAGACGUCAAUAAUUAUUAAUUACAAUUAAUAUAUACAUAUGAUAUGACA
This is a messenger RNA of Nylanderia fulva, 784 nucleotides long. NCBI's taxonomy places the organism in Eukaryota, Metazoa, Arthropoda, Insecta, Hymenoptera, Formicidae. The record is from RefSeq and is a predicted model, not a curated record.